Orbicella faveolata is the source of this 2004-nucleotide messenger RNA. RefSeq names its product pleckstrin homology domain-containing family H member 1-like. Gene Ontology annotation, cellular component: cytoskeleton. The record is from RefSeq and is a predicted model, not a curated record. Lineage: Eukaryota; Metazoa; Cnidaria; Anthozoa; Scleractinia; Merulinidae.
AAGUUCGUGACUUGACCAACCUACAGUUUUGUGGGUUUUUUAACUUCUAAUUUUUGCUUUUUUGGUCUAUUGUAGCGGUAUUUAUAGGUGCAGCUCUUUCUUUUGUCUCAAAAGAAUACCUUCGUUUGUUAUGGAAGGUUGUUAAAAGAUUAAGACAUUUUGUAAUGUGUCACGCCGAAGAUGGUACGAUGACAUCACAGUCCGACUGGAGCUGGGUCAAGAAGUCAGCACACUUUUGGAUGUUGUAUUCGGAACUGAUAAACCGCGGUGUGAAGCGUUGUAUAGUUCCGUUUGUCCAUCAUUUUGACGUGCAAACAAAAUGCUUAACAUUCUCAUCAUUGAAAGAGGAUUUAAAACGGACUUGGAAAAAGGAAGGUUUAGUCAUUAGUGCAAGUUUAUGGUAAAAGAGAACGAUCGCGCCCAGGAAAAUUUACUAAAUGUUGUCCGACCACCAUUUCUGGUUUUGAAUCUUUGCGAAGGAUGGAUAAUUCGCCAAGAAGUAACGGACCACAAGUAUACUCUACAGAGGUCGGCGAAAAUGAGAUUGACUACAAACAAAGAUGUAAAUAUUUGGAAAAUCAACUCGAGAAAUUUCGGGAGCAAGCGGCGAAAGUCCGCGAAGUUAUUGGUCACAAGUUAAAAGACUUGGAAGAACAGUCAAGAAAUGCUAACGCAAGAGCUGCAGAAACUGCUCAGCAGGUCCAGCGUUUGGAGACUUUGCUUGCAGUGAAAGAUCAAACAGUUGCACAUUUAGAGACUGAACUUGAAAGCGAGAAACAAAGGCGAAUCGUUCGUGAAAGAGAAGUUGAAGAUAAAGCUGCUCAUAUCAAAAACUGGAUGCAUAACAAGAUUUCCGAGUAUGAAGACAAGCUACAAGAACUUACCAAAGAGAAUGAGCAGCUGCGGACUUCACAUAAACAAGCUAUGGAGCUGAUCAAAGAGAUUGAGAUCAAGCUUCAUUUUUCCCAAGAUCAAGUGGUUAGAUUGUCUAGCGAACUUGCUGAGGUUCAGUCACAGUGUGGUGACUAUUAUGUUUUGGAGUCUGAAACAGAUCAAGGAGAAUCUGGCUUUCAAUCCUUUCAAAAUGAGGAUGUUAGGAGUCCAACUCUAGUGGACUCCUCAAGCUCACUAAAUACCACACUGACACCCAUGUCACCAGAUGAGCUGGCACAAGAAACAGUUGAAGACAGCAAUGAUACUGGAACAAUAAUAUCCGAUCAACCGGCUGAGAUACAAAUAAAAAGAACAUCGAGUGGUAAAUCCCCGUCAAAAAUUCCUCGAUAUAUUGGGAAUUCUGAUGAUCCAAGAGCUGCACAGAUAUCUUAUUACAUGUCACUAAAGAGAGGGUUGACGAGCCCAGGUAGCUCUCAGGCGAAAUUUUUCAUACAAGUACAAAACUCACACAAUCCUUACAUGCAGUUAGUGUCAUCAGAAAACUUGUCACGGAAGAAACUUUACGACAGCCAGUCUACUGUAGAUUCAGAGCUAGAAGACAGUGCCUUUGAAACUUACUUACAACCUGGUGAUCAAGUUUUCGAUGGAGAGGAAUUUCAUGCACAGCUUGGUGAAUUAGUUACACUUCAUUUAGAGAACCAAAGUUUAGCUCCAAGUGUUGCAAAAACUGAACAAGAGUCGCUAUCUGACAGUAGGUCAUCUGUGGGUUCUUUAACAGAACCGACUGUGUCUCCCAAUCCAAUAUACCAAUCUCUUGAACAGGAAUUAGAUUCAGCCCAACAAGAAAUAGAUUCAGCAAGAACUUGUUUAGAUUCUGUGACAGAAAGUCAAGUGUCAGUAGAUAGUGGUGUGCCACUUUCACCACCUCCACCUCCUGUUCCUCCACGUUUUGAGCCUGAAAAUGCUGUACCUCCGCCUGUGCCAUGGUACGAUGACAUCACAGUCCGACUGGAGCUGGGUCAAGAAGUCAGCACACUUUUGGAUGUUGUAUUCGGAACUGAUAAACCGCGGUGUGAAGCGUUGUAUAGUUCCGUUUGUCCAUCAUUUUGA